This is a messenger RNA of Sinocyclocheilus grahami, 1881 nucleotides long. RefSeq names its product CUGBP Elav-like family member 4. The record is from RefSeq and is a predicted model, not a curated record. Lineage: Eukaryota; Metazoa; Chordata; Actinopteri; Cypriniformes; Cyprinidae. Bases 398 to 1843 code for a protein of 481 amino acids. The transcript is spliced from 13 exons. Gene Ontology annotation, molecular function: RNA binding.
UUGAGACAGCCCUGUCGGUUUAAACCGGGUGGACACCCAUACCGACUUCUCAAUGCAAAAAAUAAAAGGGUAGCUAGAAGCUGGGGCGAGGGGAACGGAGGUAAAGCGAACGCUCUCGGUCGGUCGGUCUCUCUCUCUCUCUCUCUCUCUCUCCCUCUCUCUCUCUCUCUCUCUCUCCUCUCGUUUUUAUUACAUGAAUGAAUGAAUUGAGUAGUAAGGGGCACGUACAAGGAAACACGCCUCCGUCCGGACGACCAAAACGCGUUUGAUAUUUGACUUGUGUUCAAUGGUACGUGUUUGCAUCUGUACAUUUUCGGCGAACACCAGAGUAGGACGUCUCAUCCCGUCGUUUGAAACACUUCUGAAGGCGUAGCAGCUGAAAGUCCUCGCGGUGAACAUGGCAACUUUAACGAACGGACAGGUGGACGCCGCGGUGCACGGAGGAGCGGCCAGUACGAACGGGCUCGUGAACGGAAUAAGCCACACGCACAGUCCCGCGAGCUGCGCCACCAUUCCCAUGAAGGACCACGAUGCCAUCAAACUGUUCAUCGGACAGAUACCCCGCAACCUGGACGAGAAGGACCUCCGGCCGCUCUUCGAGGAAUUUGGCAAGAUCUACGAGCUCACCGUGCUGAAAGACCGCUUCACUGGCAUGCACAAAGGCUGUGCCUUCCUCACAUACUGUGCAAGAGAAUCGGCGCUAAAAGCUCAGACCGCGCUCCACGAGCAGAAGACGCUACCUGGGAUGAACAGGCCAAUCCAGGUGAAGCCAGCUGACAGUGAGAGCAGGGGAGAAGACAGAAAACUCUUCGUUGGCAUGCUGAAUAAGCAACAAUGUGAGGACGACGUGCGGCACCUUUUUGAGUCCUUCGGGAGCAUUGAGGAGUGCACCAUCCUCAGAGGUCCUGAUGGAAACAGCAAAGGUUGUGCGUUUGUGAAGUAUUCCACUCAUGCAGAAGCUCAGGCCGCUAUCAGUGCUUUACACGGCAGCCAAACCAUGCCUGGCGCUUCUUCCAGCCUGGUGGUGAAGUUUGCAGACACAGAUAAGGAACGGACCGUUCGACGCAUGCAGCAGAUGGCCGGUCAGAUGGGCAUCUUCAAUCCAAUGGCCCUGCAGUUUGGAGCGUACGGCGCCUAUGCACAGGUUCAACAGCAGGCAGCACUGAUGGCAUCAGUGGGUCAGGGAGGAUAUCUCAGCCCUAUGGCGGCUUUUGCAGCCGCACAGAUGCAACACAUGGCCACCAUCAACGGCCUCCCAGGGGCUCCCAUGACCCCAACAUCAGGUGGAAGCACGCCCCCUGGCAUCACAGCUCCCACGGUGACCAGCAUUCCAUCUCCAAUUAGUGUCAACGGUUUCACAGGGCUGCCUCCUCCUCAGGCCAACGGCCAGGCCCCAGCGGAGGCCAUGUUUACCAAUGGGAUCCAUCCUUACCCAGUUUUGCAGGAAGUGGUGUUUAGGGAAGACUCGGAGAAGGGCGGCCUGGGCGUGGCACAGAGAAGUUGUUUUGGGGUUCAGGGAAGCUGCUUCCUGUCGUCUCUCUCAGAAGCUCAGAGUCCCACUGCAGCAGACCCCCUACAGCAGGCCUACGCUGGAGUCCAACAAUAUGCAGCAGCCUUCCCCGCUGCAUAUGGACAGAUCAGCCAGGCCUUUCCCCAGCCGCCUCCCAUCAUCCCUCAGCAACAGAGAGAAGGGCCGGAGGGCUGUAACCUGUUUAUUUAUCACCUCCCUCAGGAGUUUGGGGACGGCGAGCUGAUGCAGAUGUUCCUGCCUUUCGGUAAUGUCAUCUCCUCCAAAGUGUUUGUGGAUCGGGCGACAAACCAAAGUAAAUGCUUUGGUGGGUAAAAAUGAUAAGACACCUGUGAAGAUUAUUCUCAUUCCUA